This is a messenger RNA of Sclerotinia borealis F-4128, 5388 nucleotides long. NCBI's taxonomy places the organism in Eukaryota, Fungi, Ascomycota, Leotiomycetes, Helotiales, Sclerotiniaceae. The record is from the annotation of a GenBank genome assembly.
AUGGAUAGAAAAUGGGAUCCUCAUCUCCAAAGAGCUAUCGAUAAUGCAAGCGGCGAUGUAUCUGGCAGUGUAUCUCAUCGUGAAGAUAGUAAAGAUCAAUCAUUUUCAACCAACCUCUUCACAAAUCAAAACACUCAACAAUCACAUCCGGGAACAGGAUUCAGCUUUGGACCGUCUCCAAUUCAGCGUAGUCAACAGACAUCAGGAUCAGUUUCGGGAUUCGGUCAAGAUCUGAAUGUGCGGGCUUCAUAUGAUAACAUGGAGCGUAGCCAAUCAUCUGGAUAUCUAAUGGCUCCUAGUGAGCAACAACCUCCUUCUGCAGGUUUCAGUCUUGGACCGGCACCUAGACAGCCUGGGCAAAAGUUGUCACCUCCUGGUCAAGAUACAAUUGUGCGAACCUCAUACAGUAUUCCAGGGCAUGAUCCACUUUCGGGGUACUUGAGUCGUCCAUCGUUUGAGCUGCCUCAGCCUUUGCAAAGGCUUACUUAUCCUACCACUAGCAAUGGCAACGGCCAAGGCCGCUUGUCUCUUCCUAGGUUUCCUUCUCUUAUUGACAGCCAGGCAGAAUCGAACUCCCUUGGUGAGCUAAAUAAAACUAGGGUACUGGCCAAUGCAGAUCAUCACUUUAACAAAGCACAGAUCUUACAGGACAUUGAAUUGAAAAGCAAGCCGAGGAGCAGACCGGCACAUCUUUCCAAUUCUGGACUUGGUGAAGGACAUAGCCCUCUCACUCAGCUUGCCAAUAACAUGAUCUUGCAGACAUCAAUGUCGAUGCCUCGACCUGGUGGACCCAACCCUCCAAGCCAAAACAUAUUUCAAACACAGUUGGAGAGACCUCAGCAAUUUCAGCUGCAGAAUCAACAGAUUACGCCGCCAUUUACUAGAAAUAACUUGAGUGCAUUUGCUUAUAGACCUCCUGAACGGAUGAACGCCACGACAGACUCCUCUCCCUCAGCCCUCCCAGGCUCGAGUCCUAGUGCUAGGGUCAGCUCUCGUCGAAAUUCGAACCGACGUUUACCCCCAUCCAACACACGAGAAGUAGAGCAGGGCUUCGAAUACCAGUACAUAACUCCACACACACCUCAAAAUCAAACAUCACCCAGCGACAGAUAUGCUCUAUCGUCGAGGCCCUCGCACAUACAAAAUUUAGAUCGCAGUGCAGAACAUUCGGGCUUCUCUCCUGCACAGCAGACAUACCCUGGUAGUGCUGGGCAAGUCCGAAAUGAUAGACAAAUAAUUGCCUUCGGAAAUGCACCGCCUAUGGCACACGGAAUUCAACUUGUGUCUCCGCAUGAACUUCCCGAUAGGUUCCGACAGGUUUUCCCAUACGAACUCUUCAAUGCUGUCCAGUCCAAAUGUUUUGCUCCAAUCUAUAAGACCAACAAUAACAUUGUUGUGUCAGCCCCCACUGGAAGUGGUAAGACAGCUCUUCUGGAACUUGCUAUUUGUAAGCUAGUUGAAAGCUAUGGUUCUGGACAAUUCAAGAUCGUGUAUCAAGCACCCAUCAAAUCUCUCUGUUCGGAGCGUAUGAGGGAUUGGACUAAGAAGUUUAGUCAUUUGAAUUUACCUGUUGCAGAACUUACUGGUGAUACAAGCAACGCGGAGAUGAGCAGAGUCGGAAAUGCAUCAAUCAUCAUAACUACACCAGAGAAAUGGGAUAGCAUUACUCGGAAAUGGACAGAUUAUCAAAAGCUUUUGCAAUUGGUGAAGCUGUUCUUGAUUGAUGAGGUUCAUAUUCUCAAGGAUGUGAGAGGUGCUACUCUUGAAGCUGUGGUUUCUCGGAUGCAUUCUAUCGGGACUAGUGUUCGAUUUGUUGCGCUGAGUGCUACUGUUCCAAAUUCAAAUGAUAUUGCGACCUGGCUUGGAAGAGACUCGAGCAGCCGUCAUUUACCUGCACAUCGAGAAACUUUCGGUGAAGAAUUUCGACCUGUCAAAUUACAAAAGCACGUUCAUGGAUACGAGAGCCGUGCAAAUGAUUUUGCUUUCGAAAAGAUUCUUGAUGGUAAAAUCCCAGCUCUGAUUCAGAAGUACUCGUGCAAGAAACCUAUUAUGGUUUUCUGUUUCACAAGAAAAUCGUGUGAAGGUACCGCGGCUAUUCUUGCUGAGCAUUGGACUAGACAGAGAGUAGUAGAUCGUGCUUGGCCAGCUCCAACGAUUCGAACAGCAGUUGGAAGCAAAGAUUUACAGGAACUGGUGGGCUGUGGUGUCGCCUAUCAUCAUGCAGGUCUUGACUCGCAAGACAGAUGUGCCAUUGAAACAGCUUAUUUGAAAGGGGAUAUCAGUGUGAUCUGUUGCACUUCAACAUUGGCUGUUGGGGUCAAUUUACCUUGUCAUCUCGUGGUUCUGAAAGGCACGGUCUGCUUUCAAGAUAGUGGUCUUGUCGAGUACUCCGAUCUCGAGGUUAUGCAAAUGCUAGGACGCGCUGGAAGACCCCAGUUCGAUGAUAGCGCCAUUGCCAUAAUCAUGACCCGGAUGGAUAAAGCGGAUCGAUACAAAAAGAUGAUCUCAGGUCAGGAUACUCUGGAGAGUACACUACAUCUGAAUCUCAUCGAGCAUCUGAACUCCGAAAUCGGACUUCGUACAAUCAAAACUGCUUAUGAAGCCAAAGUAUGGCUAGGAGGAACGUUCUUGAGUGUCAGAAUGAGACAGAAUCCUAACUAUUACAAGUUUUCAGGGAUAGUGUUCAGUAGAGACGCGGACGAACAGCUCGAGUUGGUGUGCGAGAGGGAUGUAAAACUCCUUCAAGAUUAUGAGCUUGUCACAAAGGAGGAAACAUUCUCUUGUACAGAAUAUGGUGCCGCUAUGGGCCGAUAUAUGGUCCAAUUUGAGACGAUGAAACUACUUUUGAGUAUUCCUCGCCAUUCGAAGACGGAGCAGAUAUUGAACACAAUAUGUCAAGCGGCCGAGUUCAAAGACCUCCGAAUGAAGCCAAAUGAGCGCUCUAGUCUUCGGGAAUAUAAUAAAUCUCCGAUGAUGAAAUUCCCGAUCAAAGAGAACAUAUCAACAACAGGACAUAAGAUAUUUCUCAUGAUUCAAGUGCAGCUUGGUGGCAUCGAGCCGCUAACGAAUAAUGACUUUCGCAUCGUUAGCCGAAAUUUCUCUAUGGAGACAAACAUCAUCCUCGAUCGAUUCCAGCGUUUGAUUCGGUGUGUUGUUGACUGUAAAGCUGUGGAUUGCGAUUCAAUAUCUACACGCUUUGCUCUCGAUCUUUCUAGGAGUAUUGCCGCAGGCUAUUGGGAGAAUUCAUCGCUGCAAUUGAGACAAGUCCCACAAAUCGGACCUGCGACUCUGCGAAAAUUAAUAGGAAACAAUGUCAAUACUGUAGAGAAGCUUGCUGGACUUGAUAUUUCAGGAAUUGAAAGAGUAAUGGGCAAGAAUCCUCCAUUUGGAAAGAAAAUGAAGGACAGUUUGAUGGACUUUCCUCGACUAACUCUCAAGGCUCAAAUUGUUGGUAGAGCGUUUUCAAAAGCAGGAGAGCAGCCAAAAGUCAAAGUUAGCGCCGUCUUUGGGUAUGCGAAUACAAAAGUACCCAGCUGGUUGGGCAGGAUACCUGCUUUGACUUUCAUAGCCGAGACAUCGAAUGGAAUCUUAGUGUGUUUCUGGCGUGGAAACAUCAGACGAUUGUCAAAUGGUAGUAAGCAAGAAUUUACCGCCGAGCUUUCAUCACCAGAUGAUGAGAUCAAAUGUUGGAUCGCUUGUGAUGAGAUUGUUGGCACUAUGCAAUCUUGCGUUCUGAAGUAUGAUAUUCCUGCGUCUGAGUUUCCUCCCCCAAAAGUGGCGGUCGAAGCGAAGCCGGCUAUUAAGAAAUCGAAGGUUGCCGAUGAAACGGGUACGGUUGAUGAGUUUGAUGAAGGGAUUGACGAUGAUGCUAUGCUCGCCGCGGCUCAGCAAGUCGAAGGCGAAAGUCGAGUUUCCAGCGACUACGGCUCGGAUGCCUUCAUUGAUAUUGACACAGUUGGCCAAGAAAAUUCUAAUCAAAAUGAAAGAGCGAGAGAAGAGAUCGAUCAACUAGAGCCUAUCAAAAUGAAUAAUGGAAAAUGGGCUUGCAAUCAUCAUUGUCGCGAUGGAAAUCUACUGAAAAACGGUCAAUUGUGUAAGCACAAGUGUUGCAGAGAGGGGCUGGACAAACCUAGGAAGCUAGCGAGGAAGAAGUCCUCUAUUGGAAUUACCGGAGAUCAAGGUUCGAAGACUGACGACAAGAUCAAGGGAUCUGUGGCGAAACCCAAUAUGAGUAAUACUCAACCCUCUGGUAGUAAACCAUUUCCAAAAUUGGCUCAGAAAUCCCGACCUACAUUUUCAGCUGGUCCAAGCUCCGAUCAAGACGCUGUCGAGAUAAUCGACCUUUCGAGAACAUUACCUGCAGUCACAUAUCCGGAUGUCGCUCCCAGAGACUAUCGCAAAUUACAUAAUUUGCACACAAGCAUCCAGAAAGAUUCGUCUGUUAGACUCCCGAAAAACCCGCCUAUUUUCUCGUACGCAAGUGGAGAGUUGCCAAAUCUUUCAUUUAUGGAUACGGGUGGCUCUAAGAAUGGGAACAAUGACGAAUCGAACCUUUAUGAUUCGGAUGAGUACGAAUUUCCUUCACCUUCUGCUCUGCUUAGCAGUAAUAAGCGAGCAGCCACGAGUGGCCCUUCCUCUCAAUCUUGGCUACCACCUCCAGCCGUAGGCAUCGGUAGGCAAGAGCGAAACAACCAUUUGAACCCUUCAACUUCAGAUGAUCCAUUCGAAGAUUCAUCCGGCAGUGUCGAAGCCGCAAUGAUAGGUCUAGACGAUUCAAUGAAACUUCGACCUGCUACCCCCAAGCUCAACACAAGUUUCGCCAAUAACGUAUUCGAUUUUGAGGCGUUCAAUUCCGAGGAAGCGAACGCUCAACAUUUCUCUAGUCCGUUGAUGAGUGAUUCGCGUAGGAAGAAUAUACAGAAGGAAGUUGAAGGGGGAGAGGAGAUGGAUACUAUUGAUGAUGGUAUGCCAUCUAUGAAACGACAGCAGUCGAGUCCGUGGAUGAGAGAUUUCCGGAAUGGAAUGACGGGUCAUGAUCAUGGAGAUGAAUCUGGGUAUGAAUAUGACGAGAGCCCGGUAUUGCCUCAAAUGAAGAGAAGAAGAAUUGACGCGGGAGAGGAUGAAGAUAGAGAUGAGGAAGGUGCCGGAGAUUCAGAAAUGAAUCAAGAGGGGGUUAUGAAGUCUACCGGCGGUAGUAAUGCUCCAGCAUGGGUUCAUAAUAUGGGCUCUGAGAUCAUGGAUGAUGAUGCGGGUAAUGAUGGAGAUAAUGUGGGCAAGAAGCAGAAUACCCGAGUGGCGCCGAAUGUUCGUCCGGAACCUGCUUGGGUGAGCGAGAUGGACCCCGAUUUCAUCAAUCAAUUUAGAGGGUUUGUUGAUUUCGUGGAUUGA